AUGAUAGAACUGGACGCUUCCCCAAAGAAGGGUCGAUGGGAGGAGGUGACCAGUUUAUUACCUUCUUCCAAGUGCAUUAUUGGUAACAAACCCUUUGAGAUGAAUAAAGCCAGUGGAGUGCUUUGCAUUGAUAUUGAAAAUUUAGGUUCAUUCGGAGGAAACCAACAGUCAAAUUAUUUUGGUCCAUUACAACCACAUUAUAGUAUAACGUUCAAAGACUAUCCUUCAGAAUACGGAGCACUACCUCAGGCCGAUUGUGCAGCAUCAAAUGUUGAAUUUCUUUCAUACCCUCAUUCCAUGGCCGAUUCACAAGGCAAUCGUGACGAACUCAGCACUCCAAUAACAAUAACUGGAUUUGAUAAUUCUUCUGGCAUAAGCGCGGAUUCCUAUUUAUCUAAUCAAUUCAAUGAUAUUUCACAACAAUUACCUGGUCAUAAUCCUUUCUAUGCAUUUGAACAAUCAAAUUUAAUAAUUCCCAAUCCACUUCAUUCACAUCCUCAUUCAUCUCAUCAUCUUCAUCAUCAUCAUGAACAUCAGCAUUAUGGUAUGGAUCAAUCAACAGAUCAACUGCACAAUUCUAAUAAUGAUAAUAUAAUUCCUAAUGAAAUUUCAACUAAUACAAUUCCUCAUGGUGAUUAUGCAUUAACACAACAACAAAAAAAUGAAUUAUAUUCAUCAAUAUUUUCAGAAUCGAAUUAUUUUCUAUCAAAUACCACGGUAAAUACUUUAUCAAAUGUACAAUAUUCCAAUUCAAAAUGUAUUCAACAGCAUAUACCUGAAUCAUAUCAAUCAGUGAUAUGGUUAAAUCAAGAACAUUCACAAAUACAAUUACAAGAACAUUUACAUUAUACAUCGGAUGGAAUAAUUACAACACAUAAUCAUAAUAAUAAUUAUUCAUUAAUAAUUAAUAAUGAGAAUAAUGAGAACAUGAAUAAAAAUUGUAAUGAAUUAUCAAAUAUUAAAGUAAAUAAUACAGAAAUGGAUAGUGUUUUACCUGUUCCAAUCGAGACUGUGUCAACCACCAUGACUGAUGGUAAAAAUAUUCAUGUUCAAGACAGUGAUAAUGAUGUUAUCAUGAUGCGACCUUUAGUUGAACAGUCAAAUCAUUUUGAAACAUCUGAACAUUUAUCUGGGAAUACUGUGAUAUCAAAUGAUUUAAUUGAUAAUAUCUACUGUAAUAAUAAUAAUAAUAAUGAGACUACUGUUACUGCUGCCAAUAAUAAUCAUCAUCAUUAUGAUACAAAUAUAAUUCCAUUACAAAUUUAUCCUACAAUAUUUCAACCAAAUUAUUCACCGGCUACAUCAUCAUCAUUAUCUUCAUCGUCGUCCUCUUGUUCAUCUUCUUCAUUUUCAUCAUUAUCAUCAUUGUCAUCUUCAAUGGUUUUAUGCACAGAAACAUUAACAAUAACUCCAGCAACAGCAAAAUCAUCAUUAGUAACAACAACCACAACAAACAUUUCACCUUCAUCUUCAUAUUAUACAAAUCAAGAUUAUAAAUUGACUAGUUUGAAUUUUCACCAACAACAUUUAAAAUCGAACAAUCAUACUGAUUGUAAUAAUACUAUGGUUACUAAUAAUGUUAAUAGUAAUAAUAAUAAUAGCAAUAAUCAUUCUAAUGAAAAAAAGUGUAAAGUUUGCGGUGAUCGAGCUGUAAAUCAUAAUUUUGGUCAAUUAACUUGUGAAUCAUGUAAAGCAUUUUUUAGACGUAAUGCCCACAAAGGUCUAUCCACUUUGAUGGUGACUCGCAUGCUUCGUACAAAUGAUACAUCAUCAUUGAUAUAUGAACCGAAUCGUACAGCACAUAUAAAAUCAAGAGGUCUUGUGGAAUUAACAUGUACAGCGAAAUCCGGAGAACAUGUAAUCACACCAACUACUCGUCGCGAAUGUCCAUCGUGUAGACUAAAACAAUGUUUUCGAGUUGGUAUGAGACCAGACCUUAUACAAGUUCGUAAAAAAGAUGGAAGUAAACCACGAUGGUUGGAUAAAGUUCCACGUGCAGCUAUUGUUCAUGAACAACAUUUACAAUCUUCUGAAGCAUUACAAUGGUCAACAAAUAUUAAUAGUACUACGUUUCACAAUAAUAAUCAUAGUGAUAAUAAUAAUAGUAAUAGUAAUAGUAAUGGUAAUAGUACAAUUAAUAAUUCUAAUCAUCGCAUAAAAUACCGCUUAAAUCCUGAUAAAUUUUCUAAAAAUAAAACGAAAGAAUUGAAGCCUCAUCUAACUGAACAUCAACCUGUAGAUAUCAACAACAAUAAUAAUAAUAAUAAUCGUAAUAAUAAUAAUAAUAAUAACAAUAAAGAAAACAAUAUAAGCUGUAUGGAAAAAUCGAUUAAUUUGAAAAGAUUCAACAUUAACUCGAAUGAUUCGGUAGAAAUCCUGUCAGAUCCUUCAAUCCUUGCUCCUCAUCAGCAACAUCAUUAUCAUCAUCAUUCAACUUCUAUUUCACCUUGUUCUAAUCAUCAUCAUCAACAGCGUCAACAAUAUGUAGAAGAAGAAGUGACUAAUGAUGACCGAUUAAAUGAUUAUAUUAUGUGCGUAACAUCAAGUCCAUCAUUGAAUACAUCAAAUAUUUUAAAUAAUGUUCAUUAUUCAAUUACUGCAAAUAAUCUUGAUAAAGACUUAAUUAUAAAUUCAGUAGCCACUGGAAUAAUUACUGAUAACAAUACUAAUAGUAGUACAAGUGAUAGGACAAGUCCUAGAAUAACAACUACCAUAGCAACUAAUUAUUUUCCAGCUGAUACAGUUUUUCAUUUCAAUAGUUUAAUCAUUCCAAAUUCAUGUCAAAAUAAUAAAUACGGUGAUAUCAAUUUAACUGAUUGGAAUACAUCAUCGGAAAAUGGUGACAAUAAUGAAACUACUAUAAACAAUGUCAACUGUAUUACGUCCUCACCAUUAUUAUCAUCAUCGUCUCUUAUCAUACCAUCUACAACGACGUUGACAGAAGCGACAAUAGCGAUGGUAAAAGUAACUUCUGGUAGUACUGUUACAAAUACCAAGAAAACAACGAUAGCAAAUACCAGAAUUAAUAAUAAUGAUGAUGAUAAGCAACCUUCAUCGAAUUUACUUUACACAGAACAUCAACAACAUCAUCAUCAUCAUCACCAAAAUGUGGACUUCAGCACUUUGAAUGAUAUCAAUCACUUAGAUGACCUCAUUCUAUUAACUGAUUCUACUGAAUUGAUUGAACAACAAGAAAGUACAAAUCAAUUAAAACCACCUUCGAAAAUUCUAUCACCAUUACCUUUUACACUACCACAACCACCACCACCACCACCAACAACAACACCACCACCACCACCAAUGACAACAACAACAUCUUUAACCUCGGCAACAAUAUUACAUAAUAAUUUAUCUAAAAAUAAUUUAAUGUGCAAUUUUAUGAAUGAUCAUUCAAUUGUUUCACCCUGUAUAACAUCUAGCUUAAUGUAUUCAACUGAUACAUCAAUUAUACCUAAUAUACCGAAUAUACCAAAUAGUUUAACAGAAAUGUGUAAACAUUCAAAUGUUACACCAUUAUGGAGUACUUCAUCAAUAGAUGAACAAUUCACAAUACCGAUAAUCACCGCACAACAAAAUGAAUCUUUGUUAUCAACUUUUUCAAAUAAUAAUAAUAAUAAUUCAAUCAAUCAAUCAUUAGAAUGUAUUUCAAUAAAUAGUCAUGAUAAAUUAUCAUUUGAUUUAUCAUUAAAAACUACAAUGAAUUCAUUGUCAAGUGAACUGUCUCCAUUAUUGCCAACUUCUUCUGUUUCCUUGUUCUCGUUUUCGUCUUCUUCUUCUUCUUUGUCGUCGUCGUCAUCAUCAUCAUCAUCAUCGUCGUCGUCGUCUAUUUCAAUUAGAUGUAAUGAACUACAAUUAGAUGUGAAUUCUAUUAAAUCUUUACAAUUUGAACAAAACAGUAAUAAUAAUAAUAAUAACACGAAUACUAAUUACAUCUUACCGGUUGAUUUAAAUAAUAUACUAUUCUUGAAUGAAAGUAAAUUAUCAGACGAUUAUCCAAUAAUAAGUAUUCCCGAUAGUAGCAAUAAUAAUAAUAAUAAUAAUAAUAAUAGUAAUAAUAAUAAUAAUUCUUGGUCAAAUCUGAAUCAUCAUCAGUUGGAUUCAAAUAAACCAGAAUUACAAACAAAAUGUGAACAAAUCGUUAUUACUAAGCGUGACGACGGACCACGGAUAGCAAACUAUCGUUAUGUAAUGUUACAAUUGCUGGCAGUAUACUAUGGUUUGUUAUGUGAAUUAAUGAAAUCAAUAGGAAAACCUUCUUCACCUAGGUUUUAUAUUACAUAUGGAUUGUUAACAAAAGACAUCUAUAAUCCUGAGAUUUUCACUGUUCUAAACAAAAAUGAUAAUGAAAUUGAUGGAAUGUCUGGUAUUUUCCAAAAUAAAAAUCAAUUAUAUAAUGAAAAUACCAUAACAAUUCCAAUAAAUUUAACUAAAGUAAAGAAAUCAUGGUCAAAUAUAUGGCAAAAUGGAUUCAUUCCAAAUCCUGAAAAAAUUGAUUUAAAUUUAGAUUACACUGAAUAUCCUACAUUGAAAUGGUGUCUUACAAUAGCUAAUAUAUGGAGUGAUUUAUUUCUACGUCGUAUUUCAGUAUUUGCAAUGUCAUUAUUAGGUGAUCUUAUACAAGAUAAUAAUAAUCAUGAUGAUAAAAUGGGAUCUUUGUCAAGUUGUCAUAACAACAAUAAUCAUGAACAUGAGGAUAAUAAUCAAAGCAUUAAUGAAUCUAAUAUAUACAUUUCAACAAAUGAAUAUUUUAAUGAUUGUAAUCAAAUUCAUGGAUUAUUUCAAAAUGAAAGAGAAAAUAAUAUAAAUCAUGUAUUGAAUGAUAUGAAUGAUCCAUAUUUAACAUGGGAUGAUAUGUUAUGGAUAGCAAAAAAUCGAUUUACAGAUUGUGUCCCCGUUUUAUUAAUUGGUUGUUCUUUGUUGGUUAAUAAAACUAUGAUACCAUCAUCAUCAUCAUCAUCAGCAGCAGCAUCGUCAUCAUCAUCAACAUUAUUAUCAACCAAUUUUAAUCAAGAAACCCCAACAGAUUUAAAUCAUUCAAGUAACCAUUUUUCAAUUGGUAACAAUAAAUUCACUGAUGAUUUAGAAAAACUAUCAUUUCAGUGUUCAAUUAAUCAUCAUCAUCAUAAUAAUAAUAACAAAGAUGGGGAUCAUUGUUUAAUAUCCUCCUCCUCAUCAUCAUCAUCAUCGUCGUCGUGCUCGUCAUCAUCAUCAUCAACCAGAGUAACGACAUCAAAUAAGAAAUAUAAUACAAAAUUAAUAUAUUUUCAAACAGAACCUAAUUGUGUACAUGUUUUAGAUUUAACAAAAUUAAGUAAUGCUUUAGGAGAUUUAAGUACAGAAGACUCACUUAUCAAUACUACUACUAAUACUACUGAUAAUCACAAUAAUAAUAACAGUAGUAGUAAUGGCAAUAAUCAUAAUAAUAAUGGGAUAAUUCAUUCUAAAAUUGUAAAUCAUCAUCAUCAUAAUAGUAAUAAACAAGUUGCUUAUCCAAUAUUAAAAUAUCUUGAUGCUUAUAUAUCUCAAUUAAGUAGUUUCUUAGCUCAUCAUCCAUUAUUAUUAAGUGCAUAUAUGGCAUUAAAAUUAACUGAUCCAAUAUUAAUAAAAAAUGAAGAAAUUUCUGAUCAAAUUAUAAAUGAUUCUCAUUUAAAUCAUAUACAAUAUGAAUGGAAUAUAAUUAAAAUUAAACGUAAUCAACGUUUACAACGUUUACAUGAACAUUUUUUAAAUUUAUUUCAUGAAGCAAUUGAUAUUGUUGCUAUGGAAACAACACAAUUGAAUAUUGAUUUACAAAUGAAUAAUCAUAAUCAAUAUAUCAAUAAUAAUAAUAAUACAUUUAUAUCACAAGAGAAAAUUGCUGCAAAUUCACGACGUAUUAUGUUAACAGAAUUUUUAGAAUGGAGUCGUGAAUUUGAUGCUACAUGGCAUCAUUUUCAAUAUGAUAUAUGGAAACAAGUUAGAAUGAAACAAACUAUAGAAUUAUUAUAUCAUAAUAAUGAAAAUUAUGAAUAUAAAAUAUCAAAAGGAUUAAAUGGAUUAUUUAAUAAACAAUUAAAAUUGAAUGAAAAUGAUUUAUUCAGUAUAUUAUGGGAUGCUAAAAAUGAACAAUCAUUCACUAUGUAG
Messenger RNA from Schistosoma intercalatum, 6123 nucleotides. The record is from the annotation of a GenBank genome assembly. Lineage: Eukaryota; Metazoa; Platyhelminthes; Trematoda; Strigeidida; Schistosomatidae.